AUGAAAGCUGAAAUCAGAGAUACGAGAAAAUACUGCAAGUUCCACGAAGAUUAUGGGCACGAGACAGAUAGGUGCCGAGAUCUAAAAGUCGAAAUCAAAAGAAUGACAGACACAGGCGAACUAAGAAAGUUUGUAGCUCACAAGACAAAAAGCAAUGAUAAAGGGGAAAAGAGGAGCAUAGACGACAAAGGAAAAGAGAAGGAAGAAGAACGGCCGUCAAAAAUACUGGGAACCAUACAUAUGAUGAAUGGAGGAGGACACAACAGUUCGACGAUUAGAAGAAAACAAAGGAGGGAAGUAAUGAACAUCAGAGAAACCCACAUGGCACCAGUAAUCUUCGAUGUUGAAGACUAUGAGCAUGUGAAAGCACCCCAUAACGGUGCCUUGGUGGUGACAACUAUCAUUGAGAACUGGAACGUGGAGCGAAUCCUUAUUGACGAAGGAAGUGCUGUAAACCUCAUGGCAAAUGCUGCAUAUAAGAUGCUUGGAGGAACCGCAUCAAGGUUACGCCGAGUUCCGAACCCACUAUCACGACUCGGUGGCCCCUCUAUCAACCAGCUAGGAGCAGUCUCGCUGGAAGUCAUAAUCGGCCCGGAAAGGGGAAUUAACAAGAAGGUCAUGUCACUAUUCAACAUAGUGGACAUGGAACUAACAUACAACGCCAUCCUUGGAAGACCCUUCCUCCAUGAUUCCGCUGCAGUAACAAGCAUAAGAGCAUUGGCAAUGAAAGUACCAACCGAGAAAGGAGCGGUGACAUUGAGAGAUGACCAAAAUAUCGCCAAAAAAUGCUAUGACGAGUUUGUUAUUGAUCUCCAAGAGAGCAAGGCAGAGAAGAAAGAAGAAUAG
This is a messenger RNA of Mercurialis annua (annual mercury), 846 nucleotides long. RefSeq lists its product as uncharacterized. The transcript has a single exon. The record is from RefSeq and is a predicted model, not a curated record. Bases 1 to 846 code for a protein of 281 amino acids. Lineage: Eukaryota; Viridiplantae; Streptophyta; Magnoliopsida; Malpighiales; Euphorbiaceae.